Molecule: messenger RNA, 1335 nt
Organism: Microcebus murinus (gray mouse lemur)
Lineage: Eukaryota; Metazoa; Chordata; Mammalia; Primates; Cheirogaleidae
Product: olfactory receptor 10D3-like
Biological process (GO): G protein-coupled receptor signaling pathway
Cellular component (GO): membrane
Molecular function (GO): olfactory receptor activity; G protein-coupled receptor activity
Source: RefSeq, a predicted model, not a curated record
AAAUUCUAUGUAACCUACUAAUGUGCCCAUCUUUUUCUUCAUGCUUUCUCUAUUUUUCUUUCCUUUUUUUGCCUUUCCCUGCCUAUUUGAGUCCUCAACUCUUUCACUCUCUUUGUCAUUUGCUCUUCUCUGUCUAACAAUAGUAAAAUAAAACCUGCUCAUUUGCCGGUCAAGUUGCCAGGAUUCAGUCCUCAGCCAAGGAGACCACAAUUCCUUCUGACAAUGUUUGCUGUUUCUACAGUGUGAAUCACAAUAAAUAUUAUCUUUUCAUUAGCAGGAUCUCUGAUUGCUUUUUUCCUGGUGAAUCUACUGGUAGAAAGCAGUGAAAUUUGGUCCCUUGGAUGAUCAACUUACUGUCAUUUCCCCCCUUUUUCAGGAUAGCAUAUAACAUCUAUGGAGAUACAGAAUCACACUUUGGUCACAGAGUUCAUCCUGCUGGGCAUCCCCCACACAGAGGGGCAGGAAACUGUGCUCUUUGCUGUGUUCUUGAUCUUCUACCUCUGCACUCUGCUGGGAAAUCUGCUCAUCCUCCUAGCUGUGAUGUUUGAUUCCCACCUCCACACGCCUAUGUAUUUCUUCCUUUGUAAUCUCUCCGUGCUGGACAUUGGUUUCUCUUCUGUGAGCACUCCAAAGAUGCUGGCCAACUUGCUGGUGAGAAGCCGAGUCAUCUCCCUGGGUGGCUGCAUGUGCCAGGUCUUUUUCUACCACUUCCUGGGCAGCACUGAGUGCCUGCUGUAUACAGUAAUGGCCUACGACCGGUUUGCUGCCAUCUGCUACCCACUGCGCUACACCAUCAUCAUGAAUCGCCGGGUGUGUGCCCUGCUGGCUGCUGGUACCUGGUUCACUAGCUCCUUUCAUGCUACAAUUCUCACCACAUUGACCUUCCAACUGCCAUAUUGUGGCUCUAAUGAGGUGGACUAUUUCUUUUGUGACAUUUUCCCUGUAGUCAAACUGGCAUGUGGUAACACCCUUAUCAUAGAGACCGUGAGCUUCACCAACAUUGGCCUCAUGCCCAUGACCUGCUUCCUCCUCAUCCUUGCCUCGUACGUCCGCAUAGUCAUUGCAAUCCUGAAGAUGCGCUCUGCCGAGGGGAGGCGCAAAGCAGCGUCGACCUGCGUUUCCCACCUCUCAGUGGUCACGCUGUUCUUUGGGCCCUGUGCCCUCAUCUAUACCCAGCCAUCUUUGAGUGAAGUGCUAGUAACCCCAGUGCAGAUCUUUGGCAAUGUAGUCACCCCCAUGCUGAACCCCACAAUCUACACCCUGAGAAACAAAGAUGUAAAGGGAGCCCUGAAGAAACUGGCUGGGGCUCAGAUUGUUUCAGAAGGAGGUCACUAG